AUGACAGACUCAUCAUGUUCCGAGUGCAUCAAAGGCACCAUCCACUCCGGCCAACCCAAAGGCACUGAGGAACUCAUCCACGGCCUCAACACCUACGUGAUUGGAAACCGCAUCAAUCCUCGCGGCAUCAUCGUGAUUUACUCCGACAUUUUUGGUCUCGCACUGCCCAACAACAAACUCAUCGCCGACGCCUAUGCUGCCAGCGGACAAUGGCUCGUAAGCACCUCCCCGUCAGCCCAUUGGUGCAAACAGAGACUUACCUCCCUUCAGGUCUAUCUCCCAGAUUUCUUCCACGGCGACCCAGUCGACCUAAAAGUCGCCGAUGCACUGCUCCCCGUCGACGCAGCCGCGCAAUCCACCUUUGCCAAAUACACCGGCAUCCUCGCCAGCAUGCCCACAUUCCUCAUGUGGCGAACGCGCCACAAGCACGCCGACGUCGAAAAGACAUGCAUUGAUUUCCUCAGCUCACUCCGCCGCGCAACGCCCGACAAAAAGAUCGGCAUAGUAGGCUUCUGCUGGGGCGGCCGCUAUGCCAUCCGCGCCGGCAUGGCGCAGCACCAAAUCUCCAUCAACAAUACUGCGACACCGUUGAUCGACGCCGUGGUCGCGUUACACCCGAGUAAUAUGGUGCUGCCGGAUGAUGUCAUGGAGCUGGUUGUGCCGGUGAGUUAUGGCUGGGGCGCGCAGGAUAUUGCGGUGAGUUAUGCGACGAGAGGCAAGAUUGAGAAGUUUCAUGAGGAGGAGAGGGGUAGGGGAAAAAGGGUGCCGGAGAUGAAGCAUUGCAGGUAUGAGCCGGGGCGCCAUGGUUUUGCGGUUAGGGGGAUCCGGGUGAUGAGGGGGAGAGGAGGUGUUUGGAGGAGGCGGAGAGGCAGGCCUUGGAGUGGAUGGAGAAGUGGCUUUAGGUGGGAUUGGGUGGAGAUAGUUUCUGCAGAGUUCAUAUUUGCUCAUUGUGUUUGA
Molecule: messenger RNA, 957 nt
Organism: Parastagonospora nodorum SN15
Lineage: Eukaryota; Fungi; Ascomycota; Dothideomycetes; Pleosporales; Phaeosphaeriaceae
Exons: 2
Coding region: 1-957 (318 amino acids)
Molecular function (GO): hydrolase activity
Source: RefSeq, a predicted model, not a curated record